This is a messenger RNA of Medicago truncatula (barrel medic), 998 nucleotides long. Its product is annotated as leucine-rich repeat protein 1. The record is from RefSeq and is a predicted model, not a curated record. Lineage: Eukaryota; Viridiplantae; Streptophyta; Magnoliopsida; Fabales; Fabaceae. The transcript has 7 exons. Bases 61 to 819 code for a protein of 252 amino acids.
UAAUUGGACUAUAGAAAAAGUAAGCUGUGGUUUCUUGUUACAUUAUAUGUAUGCUCAUUCAUGUUAGUGUUAUGCAAAAAUAGAAGCAUCAUCAACCUCUCUCUCUCUCUCUCUCUCUUUGCGCCAAUAAGUUUCAAACUCAAAAGGGUUUGCUUAAUGGAUACAAGCACACCUUUUGAUGUUGUUACCAUUUUUACUAUUCUCUUAUUAUCAUACCCUUUUGAUAUAGCAAAUGCAAACUCUGAAGGUGAUGCCUUGUAUGCAUUCAGAAGAGCUGUAAAAGACCCAAAUAACAUUCUACAGAGUUGGGACCCCACUUUGGUGGAUCCUUGUACAUGGUUUCAUGUUACCUGUGAUCGUGAUAACCACGUUACUAGACUAGACCUUGGACAUGCAAAACUUUCUGGUCAUUUGGUUCCUCAACUAGGGAACCUUCACCAUCUUCAGUUUCUAGAAUUGUACGAGAAUGAAUUGGUGGGUCCAAUACCAAAAGAGCUUGGAAACCUGAAGAACCUAAUUAGCUUGGGUCUUUACCACAACAAUCUCACUGCCUCUAUCCCUCCCACCCUCUCUAACCUCUCUAAUAUCAAAUUCUUGCGACUCAACAACAACAAGCUGACAGGAAGAAUACCAAGGGAACUCACUAAACUGAAAAAUCUCAAGAUUUUAGACCUGUCAAACAAUGAUCUCUGUGGUACCUUCCCCACAUACGGUUCCUUCUCUAACUUAUCUCAACAAAGUUUCAAGAACAACCCAAGACUUACAGGUCCAGAGUUAAUGGGAUUCGUCAGAUAUGAUGUUGGAGGAAACUGCAAAUGAAAGAUUGCAAAACUACAACCAUUUAGUGAUGUGAAGAAGAUCUAUGUAUUUGAAUUACAAAAAUCAUCUUUACAGCUAGUACGGAUGGUUUGGGUUGUCUGUCUUUGUAAUAUUGAUAUAUGUCUUAAUUAAAAACUCGUUUCAUACUAUACAAGUUGUUCAUCUUAAGAUUUUUUUUA